Messenger RNA from Gadus morhua (Atlantic cod), 3857 nucleotides. RefSeq names its product sodium bicarbonate cotransporter 3. Gene Ontology annotation, molecular function: sodium:bicarbonate symporter activity; solute:inorganic anion antiporter activity; monoatomic anion transmembrane transporter activity. The transcript has 25 exons. The coding region runs from base 226 to 3735 and encodes 1169 amino acids. The record is from RefSeq and is a predicted model, not a curated record. Gene Ontology annotation, cellular component: plasma membrane; basolateral plasma membrane; apical plasma membrane. Gene Ontology annotation, biological process: monoatomic anion transport; bicarbonate transport; transmembrane transport. NCBI's taxonomy places the organism in Eukaryota, Metazoa, Chordata, Actinopteri, Gadiformes, Gadidae.
ACAGUAAAACUGUCCAGAAAGACCAGAGGUGGGCUGUUAUGGUCCGCUUGGAGGGCGCGUUUGGGAGCGAGGUGUUCCAGGUGGUGCCGGGCGUCAGUCCCGGCGGGGAUCCGAGCCCUAGUCCUCCUCUUUCUGAUCCCCAGACGAGUCGGGUCGCUCCUUUUGUUGUUGAGUAACCACGCGUCUGCCAGGAAGUGCGUCUCCGGUCUCAUCUCUGAUCACAGGAUGGGGAUGGGGGUGUGGGACACAAUGGGCGACAUGUGCUCCUCGUCCCGGGCCGGUUCGCCAGCCCAGGGACCCGGGACCACAGCCCAGGUACAUGGUCUCCCCCGGCCACGGGACCCGGGACCACAGCCCCGGGUCUCUCCCAGUCCCGGUUGGGUGGACCCGGUGGGGUACGGUGGAGGACGGGGAUCUUUGUCUCCAAAGUUGACUCGUGGGAUCGUUUUGUGUAGAUGGGGGAAUGAUGAGGAGGCGCUGGUGGACCUGGGGAAGACCAGCUCCACGCUUCACACCAACUUCGAGAAGGAGGAGCUGGAGAGUCACAGGGCCGUCUAUGUGGGCGUGCACGUGCCCAUGGGUCGGCAGAGCAGGAGGAGACACCGUCACCGCGGCAACAAGCAUCACAGGAAGAGACGAGAGCGCAGCUCCGACCACGAGGACGGCCGGGAGUCACCGAGCAACGACACGCCGUCCCAGAGGGUGCAGUUCAUCCUGGGGAUGGAUGACGAUGACGAGGAGCACGUCCCCCACGACCUGUUCACCGAGCUGGACGAGCUGGCCUUCAGGGACGGCCAGGGCCAGGAGUGGAAGGAGACCGCCAGGUGGCUGAAGUUCGAGGAGGACGUUGAGGACGGGGGCGAGCGCUGGAGUAAGCCCCACGUGGCGACGCUGUCGCUGCACAGCCUGUUCGAGCUGCGCUCCUGCAUCACCAACGGCACCGUGCUGCUGGACAUGAGGGCCGGCACGCUGGAGGAGAUCGCAGACAUGGUGAUUGACAGCAUGCUUGCGUCGGGGCAGCUGGAGGCGGGGGUGGAGGACAAGGUGAAGGAGGCCAUGUUGAAGCGCCACCACCACCAGAACGAGAAGAAGCUGAGCAACCGCAUUCCCCUCGUGCGCUCCUUCGCCGACAUCGGCAAGAGGCAGUCAGACCCCCACCUGCUGGAGCGCAACGGAACAGGUCUGCUGGCGUCGCCCCAGUCGGCCCCCGGGAACCUGGACCAAAGCAAGGUCCUGGAGGGCCGCGGCACCCCAGGAGGAGGAGGAGGGAGCAGAGAGAACAGCACUGUGGACUUCAGCAAGGUCGAUAUGAACUUCAUGAAGAAGAUCCCCCCCGGGGCAGAGGCCUCCAACGUCCUGGUCGGGGAGGUGGACUUCCUGGACCGACCAAUCAUAGCCUUCAUCAGGCUGUCCCCGGCCGUCCUGCUGACCGGCCUCACAGAGGUCCCGGUCCCCACCAGGUUCCUCUUCCUGCUCCUGGGGCCGUUCGGGAAGGGCCCGCAGUACCACGAGAUCGGGCGCUCCAUCGCCACGCUGAUGACAGACGAGAUCUUCCAUGACGUGGCCUACCGGGCUAAGGACCGCUCUGACCUGCUGUCGGGGGUCGAUGAGUUCCUGGACCAGGUGACGGUGCUGCCCCCCGGGGAGUGGGACCCCAGCAUCCGCAUCCAGCCCCCCAAGACCAUCCCCUCCCAGGAGAAAAGGAAGAUGCCCGCCCUGCCCAAUGGCUCCUCCCACUACUCUGACAUCAUCAAGGAGGCGGAGCAUCAGACCGGGCCCGAGCUACAGAGGACUGGGAGGUUGUUUGGCGGUCUGGUGGCGGACGUGUGGCGUAAGGCCCCCUUCCUGGUCAGCGACCUGCGCGACGCGCUCAGCCUGCAGUGCCUGGCCUCGGUCCUCUUCCUCUACUGCGCCUGCAUGUCCCCCGUCAUCACCUUCGGGGGGCUGCUGGGCGAGGCCACGCACGGGAACAUCAGUGCGAUUGAGUCUCUGUUCGGGGCGUCGCUGACGGGCGUGGCCUACUCGCUGUUCGCCGGGCAGCCCCUCACCAUCCUGGGCAGCACCGGGCCCGUCCUGGUCUUUGAGAAGAUCCUCUUCAAGUUCUGCUGUGACUACGAGCUGUGCUACCUCUCGCUGCGGACCAGCAUCGGGCUGUGGACCGCGCUGCUCUGCCUGCUGCUCGUCGCCACGGACGCCAGCUCGCUGGUGCGCUACAUCACGCGCUUCACCGAGGAGGCCUUCGCGGCGCUCAUCUGCAUCAUCUUCAUCUACGAGGCGCUGGAGAAGCUGGGGCACCUGGGGGAACUGUACCCGGUCAACACACACGCCGCCCUGGGCAACGCCACCGACGACACGUGCCGGUGUUCCGCUGCGGCCAACUCCUCCCAGCCGGCCUCCCGGGGGUGGAACAGCAGCGAGGUCCUCUCCCUGGGCCACCUGGACCAGCAGGAGUGUUUGAGGCAGGGGGGGAGGUUCUCCUGCCGCUACGUCCCUGACGUCCUCUUCUGGUCCAUCAUCCUCUUCUUCACCACCUUCUUCCUCUCCGCGUUCCUCAAGCAGUUCAAGACCAGUCGCUACUUCCCCACCAAGGUGCGCUCCAGCAUUAGUGACUUCGCCGUGUUCCUCACCAUCCUGAUCAUGGUGCUGCUGGACUACCUGGUGGGGAUCCCCUCCCCCAAACUCAACGUCCCCGAGCGCUUCGAGCCCACCUCUAAGACCCGGGGCUGGCUGAUCUCCCCCCUUGGCCCCAACCCCUGGUGGACGGUGCUGGCGGCCGCCGUCCCCGCGCUGCUCUGCACCAUCCUCAUCUUCAUGGACCAGCAGAUCACCGCCGUCAUCAUCAACCGCAAGGAGAACAAGCUCAAGAAGGGCUGUGGCUACCACCUGGACCUGCUGGUGGUGGCGGUGAUGCUGGGUGUGUGCUCCAUCAUGGGCCUGCCCUGGUUCGUGGCGGCCACGGUGCUCUCCAUCUCCCACGUCAACAGCCUGAAGCUGGAGUCGGAGUGCUCCGCCCCCGGGGAGCAGCCGCGCUUCCUGGGCAUCAGGGAGCAGCGCGUCACCGGCCUGCUCAUCUUCCUGCUCAUGGGCUGCUCCGUCUUCAUGACCCCCGUGCUCAAGUUCAUCCCCAUGCCGGUGCUCUACGGGGUCUUCCUGUACAUGGGGGUCUCCUCUCUGAAGGGCAUCCAGCUGUUCGACCGUAUCAAGCUGUUCGGGAUGCCCGCUAAGCACCAGCCCGACCUCAUCUACCUGCGCUACGUGCCACUGUGGAAGGUGCACCUGUUCACCCUGGUGCAGCUCACCUGCCUCACGCUGCUGUGGAUCACCAAGGCCUCCGCCGCCGCCGUGGUCUUCCCCAUGAUGGUCUUGGCGCUGGUGUUCAUCCGGAAGCUUCUGGACUUCUGCUUCACUAAGAGAGAGCUGAGCUGGCUGGACGACCUCAUCCCCGAGAGCCGCAAGAAGAGGGAGGACGACAAGAAGAAGAGGGAGAAGGAGGAGGUGAAGAGGCUGCUGCAGUCUUCUGAGGACCUGACCAAAUCCCUUAAAGGAGGCGCCGACCCCUCCGUGGUGAACAUCUCCAACGAGAUGUCCAAGACCAGCCUGUGGAAGGCCCUCUCCUCCAGGGCCGAGGGCGGCCGUGGCCCCAAGGCCAGCCCACGCAGGCCGGAGGUCCCGCCCAGCGUCCGGGUCACCGUGGAGGAUGAGGAGCCGGUGGUGAGCUCCGAGACCUCCAUGUGACGGGGGUCCACGGACCACCUCGCCGUCCACCGCAGAGAGGCCUCCGACUGUCAGAGAGAGGGAGAGUGGGGAGGAGGAGGAGGAGGGACUGAGGAAGAGGAGGAGGGACUGAGGAGGAGGAG